ACCACCCUCUGAUCUCCCACCCUCAUCAGUCCACCAUGGGCCAGACCAUCAGCAAACCCCCUUCUAACACCUUCCAGAACUCCAACUUUCUCUCCUCUUUUAAACGUGCCAACUCCAGCCGUCGUUCCUACCAUCAGAACACCCCCCCUCGACCGAGCAUCUUCUCCACACUGAGAAGGCCCACCGUCCCCAAACCUAAUGAUUUCAUUGCUCUAUUCAACGAUUGCAUCUCUGUCGCCUCAUCCAGAACUCAAGAAUACCUCCUCUUUAAAGACCCGGAGGACAAGUUCCACCCGAGCACUGAGGUGCUCACUCAGGUCUUUUUAAUGACCUACAUCUCUCAGAGCGUCAACCUCAACAUGACAGACAGCUUCAACUGCACAGCCAUGACGCCUGAGCAGCGCAUCCUCCUGGGGGCUGACUGGGUUUGGGCUGUGCUGGAGAAGCCCACCAAGAACCCUCGGAUCCAGAUUGCCGUGCGGGUCCUACACCUGCCCGACAUGCAGGACGUCGAGGAGAACUUCCCCUCAGAGGCCUGCAGCGACUCCAUCCAGAUUGCCCAGAAGGAGUCCAACAACAAGACUACGUACGAGAGGAUGGUCGAUUUCUGCACCUCCAUCGGCAAGGACUGCUACGCCCUCUUCUUGUUCUUUGGUAAGAAAAACGACAAAGAGAAUAUCUAUGGCGUCCUCAGCAACAACUUUGAGGCAGCAAUCGGGAAGUGCAACAAGAUUGACAGAGCUUUAAUCGAGAACUUCUUCAAAGGCUCGAGGUAUCUCCAUACACCUUCAGGAAUGAUGCAAGCUAUUGUCACCAGGAGAGUGGGAGAGCCUCUCACUCUCAUGAUUAAAUUCAGCUGAACCAAAGGGACUUGUAAUAUUUAAUGGCCAAUAACAUGAUACAGCCACACAGUAAUAACCUUUAUGUGAUAGAAAUGUGGGGUUUAUUAUUGUUAUCUCUUGAGAAAUUACCUUCAGACCUACUAAGUUGAAAAUAGAAGGCUUUUGAGAAAAACUAUCACAGUUGUUUGAUGGUACAUCAAUAUGUCAGUUUUCUGCUGUUUACUUUGAGGCCUGUUUUCUGACAGCUUAAUCAACACGUCAUUUAAAAACAAGACCAAACAUACUGCACUUACAUGCGUCUUUAAAAAGUUGCAAGGUUCCAUCAUACAAUUUGUCCAACAGAGGAGUAACUAUUAAUGUUACUAAUGGUUGAAUCCCAUUUCUAUGCUUUACUUCCAGGGUCUAGCUAUUGUAUGACUCACUACUACAACUAUUAUUAGUUACACUGCUUUUUCUGCUCUGACGUGAAAAAAAGGUUAUUAGAUGUGAUUAACAGCAAAACCUCAUACCUGUCUUCAGUCUUCAGUGUUUCUUCAAAGAGAAAAGGAUCAUACAAACCUAAAGUAACAUGUGUAAAUGUUAAAAGGUUAAAUGCAUGAGUGCAGAACUAGAAUUAUAUUUAUUAGUUAGAUAUAAUCCAUCCUGACAUUAAACAAAGCUCAAGUGAAUAGUUCACUUGAAAAUGAAAAAUCAGUGUAGAUCCGUCCCUCCAGGAUUUUGCUGGCUUUUUUUUUUUAUUGUUGCAGCUUAAAAUGCCUGAUUUAACGUCAGCUUUUCUAAAACAUUGUGAUGCAAGUUGCGAUGUUGUUAGGCAUUUUUUUGCAAUGAAAGAGAGUAAGUGAAAAUGAAAACUACGAAAAUUAAAUUAUUAAAAGUCAAAGGCAACUUGUUCCAAUGAAAAUAAAAUCAUAACUGUACCAUCACAACUUCCUGGAGGAACUAGAAGUUCUGAAAGAUAGAAAAAGAGUGAAGUAGGGCAACUACCUCCAAUAAACCAAAGUAAACUGGAACAUGUUCUUUAAAGACAGACAACGAUGACCAGAAAAUCACAUGACAUACUUGCAACAGGAUCCAUGUUUUUGUAACCAAAUAGCUGCUGUGUUUAUGUAAAUUUGAGUUGAGUUUAGGCUUUCUUUACAGUGUUGUUUUGUAUAUUACCAACUAUUUUACUGGAUAUAGGCAGAAUAUUGGUACUUUUACCUGAAACUACUCUUCUUGAGGGGAAUUCUCAUUUCCUUUAAAUUUGUAUCACAAAUUGCAAUGGGUUAAAUGGAAGAAUGAGUAUGCAACAUGUUUAGAUUUGGCAUGCUAAUUAUUCUCAAAUUAUAUUAAUAACAUGGACAGGAAACAUUUACUGUGAUAUUGUUUGAUGUCACUAUAUCAGCAUACAGUAGGGUAAAAACAAAGUGAAAUAUUUGUUUUAAUUUUAUCAAAUAUUAUUGUAAAAUGACUUUAGAUCUUUAACUAAUUAUUGUAUAUUGUAAAUUGUCACAUAUUUAAUUUAAAUACUAACAUAUCUUCUCAACAUAUCUAACUCAAUUGCUUUGAUCCUCAUUAUUGUUGCUUUAUGCAUUGUUUUGCUUUUUAUAAAAGGAUUUGCAAGAAGAUAAUGUUUUUCCACUUGUGUACAACAAUAUCAAAAAGCUUUCUAAGAGGAUUUGUGGGUAAAAUGUACUCCUGAGUGCUGAUGUCCUGAUCAGAUCUCACUUCAGCUAGACCAAAAGCUUCUAAGAGGGCUGUAAAAAAUAAAACACACAUUGGAGAGAAAUAGCAGGUUUACCUGGAAAGACCAGUGUGUUAAGGUAACAUUACGAGACAGAGCAGGAGCUGCGGGGAUCAAACCGACACCUUCCAAUUAGUGGACAACCACUAUGCCUCUGAGCCACAGCCGCCCACAUUCCAAUUAAACAAAGGCCAGUUUGUCAAAAUACAAAUUCAGCAGCAAACUACAGAAAUCAUGUCAGAGUGGAGAGGAUGGUCCAGGCAGCACACCCCAACCAUUACUUUACCAUUAAUAAAUACAUUAUUGUCUCAUCAUUUUAGCCCUGCUAGCAGCUCAGAGGAUUG
Molecule: messenger RNA, 2909 nt
Organism: Morone saxatilis (striped sea-bass)
Lineage: Eukaryota; Metazoa; Chordata; Actinopteri; Moronidae
Gene: rep15
Product: RAB15 effector protein
Exons: 2
Coding region: 36-860 (274 amino acids)
Biological process (GO): receptor recycling
Source: RefSeq, a predicted model, not a curated record